Messenger RNA from Prionailurus viverrinus (fishing cat), 1132 nucleotides. It is a transcript of the gene LRMDA, whose product is annotated as leucine rich melanocyte differentiation associated. Gene Ontology annotation, biological process: melanocyte differentiation. The record is from RefSeq and is a predicted model, not a curated record. The coding region runs from base 270 to 950 and encodes 226 amino acids. Gene Ontology annotation, molecular function: protein binding. Lineage: Eukaryota; Metazoa; Chordata; Mammalia; Carnivora; Felidae. The transcript has 8 exons.
UUCGUCUGAGCGCACAGCGCUGGGCACCACCUGUUGCGGAGAGUGGCGGGGCGGGGUUGGGGGAACAAGGCUCACCUGUGCGAGGGCCAGGCCAAGGGCUAGUGCCCCGCGAGAAGCUGAACCCAGGUCCGGACACCCGCCCGCGCCUCGGGCUUCCGCCGGGUCAGCUGACUAUUUAUUGCGGAACUGCGCGCCGGACUGUGCCGCUCGCUGCUGCCGCGCUCUGUGUUCUGUGCCUGCGCUCAGCGCCGCGCGUUUGCCCGGUCGCCAUGGCCGGGCUCGUGGUCAGUGGAACUCAAGUGUCCUACAUAGGCCAGGACUGCAGAGAAAUUCCAGAGCACCUCGGCAGGGACUGUGGACAUUUUGCAAAAAGGCUUGAUCUGAGUUUUAACCUUCUGAGGUCACUGGAAGGACUGAGCGCGUUCGGGAGCCUGGAGGAACUCAUCCUGGACAACAAUCUGCUCGGGAACGACCUCGUGUUGCCAGGGUUACCCAGGCUCCAUACCUUAACCCUCAACAAGAACCAGAUCACUGACUUGGAGAGUCUGCUUGAUCACCUGGCAGAAGUGACACCAGCUUUGGAGUACCUCAGCCUGCUGGGUAAUGUGGCAUGUCCCAAUGAGCUGAUUAGCUUGGAAAAAGAUGAGGAGGACUACAAAAGAUACAGAUGCUUUGUUCUGCACAAACUGCCCAAUUUGAAGUUUCUGGAUGCCCGGAAAGUAACCAGAAAAGAACGAGAGGAAGCUUUGGUCAGAGGGUCAUUCAUGAAGGUGGUGAAGCCCAAGGCUUCCAGUGACCAUGUCGAGGCCUCUCCAGAGCACCCCUAUACACCCCUGCCUUCUGCUUCCAGGGAUCUUACCAAUCACCGAGGUGUCCUGGGGAAGUGUCGCUAUGUUUACUAUGGGAAAAACUCAGAAGGCAACAGGUUUAUCCGAGAUGACCAGCUCUGAUGGACACCGAUCUGCCUUGAGUGCCCCUGCAAUAGAAGGCCAUCCCGGAGUCCUCUGUUGCCUCUGCAAAGUCAGGGCGGACUGUCUUUUUCCUAAGUAAUGCAAUUUUAUAGAACAAUUUGUUCCUUGGGGAAUAAUGUUUUAGAUUGUGGGGAAUCCUAUUAAAAGUACAACUAUUACAA